AUAAUCAAAACAUAUGAAAAUGACCCAUGGCAAAGUGAAUUGUAUUGGCCAGAAGGGUUGGCACAACUUACAAACAUCGGGCGGCAACAAGCACAUGAAUUAGGCGACUAUCUUCGGAGACGGUAUUCAAAACUUCUCGCAAAUAACGGAUCAUAUCACAGAAAUACAAUUUAUGUCCAGAGCUCAGAUCUUGAUAGAACCUUGAUGACUGCAGCUCAUGUAUUAGCUGGUAUGUUUCCGCCGAAGGACCAUCAAAUUUGGAAUGAAUCACUGUUGUGGCAAGCCAUCCCCAUUCAUACGCUCCCACAAGAUCAAGAUGGAAUUAUAGCAACAAAGAGACCAUGUCCCAAAUACGCUAAGGCUUUUGAUGACUAUGAAGAAUCAGAUGAAAUACAAUCGAUAAUAAAAAGCAAUCGAACGUUGUUUGAUUACUUGGAAAAGUAUGUUGGUCAGAAGGUCAAAACGAUUUGUAAAGUCAAAACCAUAUAUCAAGCGCUGUGGGUGGAAAGUUUGAAAAAUUUUCCGCUGCCAGAUUGGACAUCGAAAGUAUUUUAUCCGGACAGUGAUAUGAAUAAAUUGGCCAAUUUUUGUUUCAAAAUUAAAACAAACACCAACACAUUGGCGCGCUUGAAAUCUGGAUUCUUUCUACGAGAAAUGCUCGACCGUUUUACACAAAAGAUGAAUAAUUCCCUAACACCAAAUCGAAAUUUGUGGAUAUACAGUGGUCAUGACACCACCAUUGCUAGCCUAUUAAAUGCGUUGGGCCUUUUCGAGAAACCACACAUUCCAAUUUAUGCAUCGUGCA
Contarinia nasturtii (swede midge) is the source of this 805-nucleotide messenger RNA. RefSeq names its product testicular acid phosphatase homolog. Gene Ontology annotation, molecular function: phosphatase activity. Gene Ontology annotation, biological process: dephosphorylation. Lineage: Eukaryota; Metazoa; Arthropoda; Insecta; Diptera; Cecidomyiidae. The transcript has 4 exons. The annotation marks the transcript as partial. The record is from RefSeq and is a predicted model, not a curated record.